AUGAUACUCUGUACUCCAGCUACAAAUUGUUCAGCUGAACGGUUUUUCUCUACACUAAAGAGAGUUAAAAGCUAUUUAAGAUUAACAAUGAAAGAAGAAAGACUAAAUGCAUUAACUGUUCUCAACAUAGAAUCGGAAAUCACAAGAGAAUUAGACUACAAAGAUAUUAUUGAAGAUUUUGCCAAUAAGCAAUCUAGAAAAAAAUUAUAA
Messenger RNA from Cinara cedri, 210 nucleotides. Lineage: Eukaryota; Metazoa; Arthropoda; Insecta; Hemiptera; Aphididae. The record is from the annotation of a GenBank genome assembly.